Messenger RNA from Cottoperca gobio, 614 nucleotides. It is a transcript of the gene rps15a, whose product is annotated as ribosomal protein S15a. Gene Ontology annotation, molecular function: structural constituent of ribosome. Lineage: Eukaryota; Metazoa; Chordata; Actinopteri; Perciformes; Bovichtidae. Gene Ontology annotation, cellular component: ribosome. Bases 182 to 574 code for a protein of 130 amino acids. The record is from RefSeq and is a predicted model, not a curated record. Gene Ontology annotation, biological process: translation. The transcript is spliced from 5 exons.
CAUAUUAAUGAUUUGGGGUGGUUAUCGCCUCGAUUGAUGAGACUAGUUAAACACAACUGAGUUAUACAUUUCUUCGAGCGGUCCCUCUGCUCGGCCUGGAAAUCGGUGCGUUCACGGCGCCUUGAUAACUGUUAGCUGCGACCACAGACGUGUCGACGUUCAAACUAAUACGACCUGCAUCAUGGUGCGCAUGAACGUACUCGCAGAUGCUCUGAAAUGCAUCAACAAUGCUGAGAAGCGUGGGAAACGCCAGGUCCUCCUCAGGCCCUGCUCCAAGGUUAUUGUGCGCUUCCUAACCGUCAUGAUGAAGCACGGUUACAUUGGUGAGUUUGAGAUAAUUGACGACCACAGAGCCGGAAAAAUCGUCGUUAAUCUCACAGGCAGGCUGAACAAGUGUGGCGUGAUCAGUCCGCGUUUCGAUCUCCAGUUGAAGGACCUGGAGAAGUGGCAGAACAACCUGCUGCCCUCUAGACAGUUUGGAUACAUUGUGCUGACCACCUCAGCUGGCAUCAUGGACCACGAAGAGGCCAGACGGAAACACACAGGAGGCAAAAUCCUUGGAUUCUUUUUCUAAAAUGUAAAGAACUGCAAAUAAAAAAACAACCAGGUGUAAA